Messenger RNA from Racocetra persica, 322 nucleotides. NCBI's taxonomy places the organism in Eukaryota, Fungi, Glomeromycota, Glomeromycetes, Diversisporales, Gigasporaceae. The record is from the annotation of a GenBank genome assembly.
AAAUAAGCGAACUGAAGAAAAGUAAAUCAAAUAAUGAACUUCAAGACAAGACCACUAAUAAUAAUAUUGUUGUUGCUUUGCUACUUAAAGACCUUUCUGCUGAAACUGAUCUAGUAGCUCAAGAAUUAUCAAAUAAUAUUAAAGAAUAUAUUCAAAUAAUUGAUCAACCAGCUACGACAGAAGAUAUACUAAUGGAUAAAGAUAUUAUUGAAAUAGCUGUUGAAGUAUUAGAGAAAGUUAGAAGGUACCAAAAGGGUCUCGAUAUUGAAAAAGGAUUUGAUGAGAAUGUGUUAAUUAUGUUACAAAAAAAGCUCAAAGAAUG